UCAGAUUUUGCAGCAGUAAAUGAGAUUACAGGACGAAUCCCUCAGAUGAUCCAAAUUCCUCUCUCGCUUGUGGUUUAAUCCCAAUCCCGCAGAAACAGAGUCCCCAUCAUGUGAGAUUAUGAUCGGUGGAGGAGGGAGGGCGGGAUUGUGGAGGCAGCAGCGGACAGAGGUGGGACGUCCUCCCGGGGAGAGGAGGGAGAAGAAGUGGCUGCAAACUCCGACCGCCUCUCUCAGUCAUGCGCCUCGGCUUUUAAAGGACUCCCGGCUACUGCUGGUUCUGGUUCUGCUGGGCAGCGGGGCUUUAUUUCAAAAAGUGAAGAAGAGUUGGACCGAGCAGUGAGGAAGAGGAGGAUACUUUUCCAGGUUACCGGAUCUUGCUGCAUUCCAACCCCGGAGCGCAGCGCUCAGGACUCGGACCCGGCGCGCUCCGUCUCUCCGGAUUUCUUUCAUUCUUAUUUUUUGUUUUUUAUAUAUAUUCAUACAUUCGCUUCUUCUGGCUCUGUUGGAUCUCUGCAGCGAUGACGCACAAAGGGAAUCGCUUUUAUUUCUAACUAGAAACGCUUAAAAGCACAGAGGGGGGUUUCUCCUCCGGAGUGGAUCUGGAUUUCUCGCCCGCUGCAGGUCCGACCAUGAGCGCCGGAUGGUGGGUGUUUGUUGGCGCUCUGGUGGGGGUCCUCACCGUCCCAAAAGCGGCACACGGAGCUUGUCUCUUCGAGGGAUCUCUCUACGCGAACAACUCAUCAUGGCGGCCCGAGGCGUGUCAGGAGUGUACCUGCUACAGCGACGUUUCCAUCUGCAGGCCGGUCCACUGCCCAAACCCCCAGUGUGACUUCCAAAGGGGUGAAUUUCUGAGGAUUCCUGCCAACAAGUGCUGUCCAGAGUGCGUCUCCUCAUCCCAGGACUCCUGCCAGUACGAAGGAGUUACUUACGGGCACGACAGCCAGUGGAGUCCCUCUCCCUGCUCGGUGUGUGUUUGCUCCAAAGGGAGUGUGUCCUGCCACGCCCGGCCCUGCCCACAAGUCACCUGUUCGCCGGACCAGACCCCGUUCAUCGCAGCUGGGGAUUGCUGCCCCAAGUGCGGCAGUAAUGGAGAGUCUUGCUCCUGGCAGGGUGUGGGCUACAGGGACGGAGAGGAGUGGGAGCCCGGCUUGUGUACCAGAUGUGUGUGCAGCAGUGGGAAGGCCCAGUGUUCGGUGGUGGAGUGUCAGCAAGUGGCCUGCAGACCACAUGAGAACCUGGUGAUCCAGCCAGGCCAAUGCUGUCCCCAGUGCGUGUCCAACCCUUGUCUCUCUGCUGGAACUCAAUACCAGCACGGGGAGCAGUGGCAGAAGGACGCCUGCACUGCAUGCGUGUGCGACCGGGGUCAGUCGAAAUGUCACACAGACACCUGUCGGCCAGCCGUCUGCGACAAGGGUCUGACCAAAGUGAGGCGCGCCGGUCGGUGCUGCGACGAAUGUGCUCCUGCCAAAGGAAGCUGCCUGUACGAGGGUGAGGUGCGUUACCAUGGAGACAUGUGGAACGGCACCGGCUGCGAGUUCUGCGCCUGUAACCGGGGCCAAGUGGUCUGUCGGAAGGCCGAGUGCGGCCAUGUUGGAUGUCCACAGGAAUCAGAGCUUGUUCAUCUGCCGGGAAAAUGCUGUCCAGAAUGUUCUUCGUUGAAGCCUUCCUGUCUCUAUGAAGGGAAAUCGUUCAAGAAUCGGGCUCGCUGGACCGAUGGCAGCUGCCGCGAGUGUGAAUGCCACAAUACCCGGGUGACUUGUUAUCUGCGCUCCUGCCCCACUUGCCCGCCAGGAAGUCUGGCUGUCGUAAAGGAAGGCCGAUGCUGCCCCGAGUGUCAGCAGGCUCAGUGCCAUGGAGACUGCCUCUCCUGUUUGGGGACUCCGGAGCGCUGCGAGAGCUGCAGAGACCCCAAAUCUUUCCUCCAUCUUGGUCGAUGUCUGUCCGUCUGUCCGGAGGGUUACGCCGCCGAGGGACGAGUGUGUGCAGCCUGCCCACAGUCCUGUGCCACCUGUUCCAGUCGGUGGGAUUGCCAGUCCUGUGGCUCCCAGUUGCCCUUACUGGGCCCAGACAGAGACCAGUGCUUGAAUUCCUGUCCUGCUGGUUCCUACCAGCACGACAACGCACACUGUCGCCGUUGCCACGCGUCAUGUUCUGAAUGCCGCGGACCGACGCAGCAGGACUGCUUGUCAUGUUCCGAUCCGGCCGCUUUGCUCAAAGACGGAGUUUGUGUCUCCGAAUGCGGCGCAGGAUACUACAACCAGGAAGGAAUCUGUUACGCUUGUGGUUCGUCCUGUGCCUCCUGUUUCCCUGACAACCCCAAAUGUAUGAGCUGCCCCGCCGGGACUGCUUUGCAUCAUGGGAAGUGUGUUACUCAGUGUCCGGCGCAGCAUUACAUGGACAGCCGCAGCAGAUGCAGAGCCUGCCACAUGUCCUGCGCUUCCUGCUGGGGCCCGUCGGUGGCCCAGUGCACUUCCUGUCCAGCGGGUCUUCUGCUCCACCAGGGCCAGUGUGUGGAGGACUGCGGCGACGGCCUGUACCCUCAGGACAGCAGCUGCCACAACUGCCAUCCGUCCUGCCGGUCCUGUGUCGGGCCGCUCGCCUCAGACUGCCGCCGCUGCCUGAAGCCAGAGGAGGUUUUCCUGCCGCAGGAUUUUCUCCUCCAGCGUGGCGUCUGCAUAGCCGCAUGUCCCGCUCACAGCUUUCUGGACGGCCUGCAGACGUGCAGAGAUUGCCAUCCGUCCUGUUUGCGCUGCGGCGGCCCGUCGGACGCAGACUGCUCCUCCUGUUCGUCGCCAUCCAGCCUGUUUGAGGGUCGCUGCGUUCAGACAUGCCCACAGGGCUUCUUCGCCCGGGACGGCCAAUGCCAAGCAUGUCAUCCGUUGUGCCAGACCUGCUCCGGCCCAUCCCAGGCGGACUGCACCUCCUGUCCCCCGGGGGGCGCCCUGCAGAGUGGCUACUGCACCACGGGCUGCCAGGAGGGCCGCUUCCUCAGCGCCGUCACCACAGAGUGCCUCCAGUGCAGCUCCGACUGCCAGCGCUGCACGGCGGACCUCCAGACCGGCGUUGGCAGCGUGUGCCUGUGGUGCAAAGCGGCGAGGACGUGGCUGCUUGGCGAUCACUGCGUCUCUUUCUGCCCCUCCGAUCAUUAUGCGUGGCACGGAGCCUGCAUCAAAUGCCAUCCUUCAUGCGAGUCCUGCAGUGGGGCGGGGCCUCUGUCCUGUACUUCCUGUCCCACCAAAAGUGUCCUGCUGCCCUCUGGCCUCUGCGCUGCCAGAUGCCCCGUUGGUUACUAUGACAACGGUCAUCGGCUCUGUCAAGCCUGUGACAGACAGUGCCUGACAUGCGACACCGCUGGGGUUUGUACGUCCUGCCGUGACCCGACCAAGGUGCUGCUCUUCGGAGAAUGCCAGUACGACAGCUGCGCCCAUCAGUACUACCUCAACACGACGACCCGCGCCUGUAGAGAGUGUGACUGGAGCUGCAACGCCUGUAAAGGCCCUCUGCGAACUGACUGCCUGCAGUGCAUGGAGGGAUACGUGCUGCAGGACGGCGUGUGCGCCCAGGGCUGCUCCGUCGGAUCUUAUCAGGAUGGAGACAGAUGCUUCGGCUGUGACGAUCACUGCGUGAAGUGCAACAGUCCUGGGAAAUGUCUGGAAUGCCAGCCUCCCUACGCCACUCUCCAGGGACAGUGUGUCCUGCAAUGUGGCAGAAAUUAUUACCUGGAUUCCUCAUCACAAGUCUGCAAGUCUUGCUCCUCGGACUGCGUCCAGUGCGACGGCGUUGGACGCUGCUUAGUGUGUCGUGACCAGACUUUCCUGAUGGAAGGAUACUGCACCCCCGACUGUGGACAUGGAUAUUAUGCCGAUCAGAAGACGAGAACCUGCCAUGUGAACCGCCACAGCCCUGUCCUCCACAUCAACGGCUCCCUGCUGGUUCCCAUCGGUGGCUCCGCCCCCCUGCUGCCCUCUCUGCUGGAGGUCAGGGACCCCGACAGUCCCUCUGGGCGCAUGAGCUUCCAGCUUGUUCAGGAACCAAACAACGGCCGUUUGGUCCUGUUAACAGAGGAGGAAGCAGGAGAAAAUGGAGGGAAAACGAGGCGAGAGCUACACAAAGACGACACCUUCACGUGGGCACAGCUGCAGCGUGGCCGGGUCCACUUCACACACCUGAGAAACAAAGCCAGGACUGGUGAGUUCACCUUACGGGCCGCUGAUCCCCAGAUGUUUUCUCAACCGGCUGCAGUUCAGGUUCAUGCCGUGUCCAUGCAGCCCCCCAGAGUGGUGACCCUCGCUCCGUUGACCUUAGAGGAGCCCGGUGGCCUGGCUGCCAUCACCAAAUCGGUGCUGCACAUCAACGACCCCGACAACCCCGCUGACGUCCUGGUCAUGGUCCUCGAACCGCCCCGUCAUGGCCGGCUGACCCGUCUCCACGGCGACCGCGCCCUGAGCAGAUUCAAGCUGGAGGAGCUCUCCAGGGAGCAGAUCCAGUACGUCCACGACGGCUCGGCGGCAGAGGACGGCGCUGUGCUGCAGGUGAAUGACGGCCACAGCUACAGGAACGUCCUGCUCCAGGUCCGGAUAGUCCAGAAGCCUCAGGAUUCUCCUCAUCUGGUGUCUCUGCCGAUGACCUGGGUGAAGGAGGGAGGCACGGUGCGGCUCGAUAAGAAGUACCUGCAGACAGACGUUAAAGGAGUCGGCGCCGACGAUAUCAUCUACACCAUCCUGGCCUCGGAGGGGCAACCCAAACAUGGGGAGGUGGUGCUUGUGUCCAUGCCGGCUGACAGCCCCCCAGAGGGCUGGCAUCCCUCCCUGAUGGACGACCAGCUCUUCACGCCGACGGCGUCUUUCACCCAGCAGGACGUGAACGACGGCACCGUCUGGUACCGCCACUUCGGCUCCAGCUACGACAGCGACUCCUUCCAGUUCCAGGUUUCCUCGGACGUUUCUCCUCUCAUUCAGAGCGAUGCCCAGACGUUCACCAUCGGCGUUUUGCCUCAGAUGCCGGGAUUCCCGCAGCUGGCCCCGGACUGCGACCUGCAGAUCACCGCUCUGGAGGAUCAGGUGACAGAAGUAACGCCUUCAGCGCUCUCCUUCAUCGAUUCUGGGACUCCCAGCGAAAAGCUCGUCUAUAACGUCACCAAGCCGCUUUUACCGGGACAAGGACUCCUCGAGCAUCGGGACCGGCCGUACAAGGCAGUGCAGCAUUUCACACAGGCUGACGUCAACAAGGGGAAGAUAAUCUACCGACCGCCGGCAGCGCCGUCCCACCUCCAGGAGCUCUACCAGUACUCCUUUACUGGCCUGCCGGAGUCGCUGAGCAUUUAUUUCACAGUGUCGGACGGCGAACACACCACUCCUGAGCUGGACUUUGUGAUCCUGCCGCUGUCGAACCACCAGCAGCCGCCGGUGUUUCAGGUCCUGGACCCGCUGCUGGAAGUCCAGCUGGGGGGACAAGCUGCAGUCGGAGGUCAGCAGCUGGCGGUGAGCGACGCCGACACGGCGCCGGACGACCUGGAGUUUGAGCUGGUUGACGCUCCCAUCCACGGAGAGCUGAUGAGGAGGGACGACAACGUCCGCAUGAGUAACGGCGACACUUUCUCCUUCGCCGACGUCACCCACCAAGUCCUGCUCUACCGGCACGCCGGCCUCUCCACCCAGGACGACGCCAUGUCCUUCUCGGUCAGUGACGGCAUCUCCAUGGCGACCACGGUGGUGCAGGUGACGGUGCUGGACGGAGCGGGCGACGGGCCACAGAGAGACCCGGCAGCUACGCUGUCGCUGGAAGUGGGAGAGAAAAGCAGCACAGUCAUCAGACGCUCACACCUGGCCUACACAGACAACACGUCCUCUGACGACCAGAUCCACAUCCAGCUGGUGUCGGUGCCGAUGUACGGCGUCCUGACCAGGACUUCCUCCCAGCAGGAGGCGCAGGAGCUGAGGGAGUAUUCCUCCUUCAGCCAGGAGGACGUCAACCUGCACAGGAUCAGGUACGUCACGUCGCUGGAGACGGGAAGCCAGCCGGUGACGGACGUCUUCCAUUUCGUUGUUCACGACGAAGACAGCAAUCGCCUCGACAACCAGAUGUGCACAAUCACCAUCACGGCCUCGCCCAGACAGCCGCCGGUGGUCACUGUGCAGGGCGGCAUCAAGGUCCAGGAAGGCGGCCGUGUUCUGCUGUCGACCAAUCACAUCACAGUAUCGGACGUGGAAACGCCACAGACCGAGCUGCAGGUUUGGCUCGUCAGCCCUCCCAAAUACGGCUUCAUCGAAAACACAAAAAGAGGUGGCUCGGUGGGCGGCUCGCGCGCUGUGACUCCAGAUGUUCCUUUCUCUGUGGAGGAUUUGGUUUCUGAUCACGUCUUCUACGUCCAGGACAGCCAGCAAAAGGCCAGCCAGGACGUCUUCAGCUUCUACAUCAGCGACGGGUACAGCCAGACGGAGACGUUCAGUGUGGAGAUCAACAUCCAGAGUAAAAUCGACUCUGAGUUGACGGUUUCCGUCAGCAGCGUCCAUGUUGAGGAAAACUCCGGCGUCGUCGUCACCAACUCGUCUCUCAGCGUUUACGACGGCGACAAGCCGGAAAACGAACUCGUCUUCACCGUCGUCAGGAUCCCAACCUAUGGAAAACUUCGCCGGCGGCAGUUCUACUCUCAGCCACUGGAAAACGGGCGCGUCCUCACACAGGGAUCCACCUUCACCUACCAGGACGUUCUGGACCGGCUGCUGGUCUACACGCCCGAAACCGUCAGUGGGGGAGCCGACGAAAUGGGCUUCACCCUCACUGACGGCACGCAGACCCAGACGGGCCUGCUGCAGUUCACCAUGGACGUCAGGAGGAGCGAGGGGCCGCGAAUGACCGUCAACAGAGGCCUGCAGCUUCCUGCAGGAACUUCGUCUAAAAUCUCGGAGCAGAACCUGAAGGGCUCCGACGUCGACUCAGACAACCUGAAGCUGCGCUACAUCCUGACCAAAGACCCGCCGGCGGGGAAGCUGCAGCUGGGCCGCGGCAGCCAUGUGGAGAAGGUUUCUGUCAAAGGUCCCGUUCAGAGCUUCACGCAGGAGGACGUCAACCAAGGCCUGCUGCGGUUCAGCCACGAGAAAGGCGAGAAAGGAGGCAGCCUGUCUUUCAAGUUCAACCUGGUGGAUCCCGAGGGCAACAAACUGAUCGACCAGUCGUUCUUCAUCAGCGUUCUCGAGGAUCAUCUUCCUCCCUCUGUGGUGGCCAACAAAGGCCUAGUGCUGGAUGAAAACUCGGUGAAGAAGCUGACCACGCUGCAGCUGUCGGCCAGCGACCAGGACAGCGAACCGGGCGAACUCGUCUACCGGAUCACCAAGCAGACGAGCCUGGGGCAGCUGGAGCACGUCACCAACCCAGGAACCAGAAUCAGUUCCUUCACUCAGGCUGAUCUGGCGUCUCGCAGCAUCCAGUAUGUUCAUACCAGCGAAGAAGAAAAACACGCUGACCAGUUCUCCUUCACCGUGUCCGACGGGACAAACGAGGUUGCUCAGACUUUCUACAUCACCAUGAAGCCAGUGGACGACUCGCUGCCGCUGCUACAGGUUCCUGGCAUGAGAGUCCAGGAGGGCGUGAGGAAAACCAUCACUGAGUUUGAGCUGAAGGCCACAGACGCAGACACAGAGGCGGAGUACGUCGUCUUCACCGUCGUCCAGCCUCCCCGCCACGGGACCAUCGAGCGCAGCAGCAACGGCCAGCACUACCGGCAGACCGGCACCUUCACCAUGGACGACAUCUACCAGAACCGCAUCAGCUACAACCACGACGGCUCCAACUCGCUCAAAGACCGCUUCACCUUCACCGUGGCCGACGGCACCAACGUCUUCUUCAUGGUGGAGGAGGCCGACAAGGAGAUUGUGACAGCUGCUCCUCAGAAGUUUAAAAUCGAUAUUCUUCCGGUGGACGACGGAACGCCGCGGAUCGUCACCAACUUGGGAUUGCAGUGGCUGGAAUACAUGAACAACAAGGCCACCAAUCUAAUCACAAAGAAAGAGCUGCUGACGAUGGACCCAGACACUGACGACGGACAGCUGGUGUAUGAAAUCACAGCAGAGCCCAAACACGGAUUCCUGGAGAGCAAGCUCAAACCUGGCAACCCCGUCAACACGUUCACACAAGCUGAUGUCAACCUGGGUCUGAUCCGCUACGUGCUGCGUCAGGAGAACGUCCAGGAAACCAUGGACACCUUCAAGUUUCUGGUGAAAGACAGCAAACCCAACGUGGUCAGCGACAACGUCUUCCACAUCCAGUGGUCCCUCAUCAGCUUUGAGCACAAAAGCUACAACGUGAGCGAGAAAGCCGGAACCGUAGCCGUGACGGUGAAGCGCAGCGGAAACCUCAACCAGUACGCCAUCGUCCUCUGUCGCACCGAACAGGGCAGCGCCGUCUCCACCAGCAGCACCGGAACGCGACCCGAACAGCAGGACUACGUGGAAUACGCCGGACAGGUCCAGUUUGACGAACGCGAAGACACCAAGGUUUGCACCAUAGUGAUCAACGACGACAAGGUGUUUGAGGGGGUGGAGAGCUUCCACGUGGAGCUCAGCAUGCCGGUGUACGCGCUGCUCGGGGCAAACACGCGCGCCGUCGUCAACAUCAACGACACGGAGGACGAGCCAACGCUGCAGUUUGACAAGAAGACUUACCACGUUAACGAAAGCAGCGGCUUCUUCAGCGCGCCCAUCGAGAGGAAAGGCGACGCCUCCAGCACCGUGUCGGCUCUCUGCUACACCGUCUCCAAGUCGGCGAAGGGCAGCAGCCUCCACGGCCUGGAGUCCGGCUCCGACUACAAGAGCCGCGGCAUGAGCGGCGACAACCGCGUCAUCUUUGGGCCCGGCGUCAGCAUGUCCACCUGCGACGUGAAGCUCGUCGACGACAGCGAGUACGAACUGUCCGAGGAGUUCGAGCUGGUGCUGUCGGACGCCUCCGACAACGCCCGCGUGGGCGACGUGUCGUCGGCCAAGGUCGUCAUCGACGGACCCAACGACGCGUCGACUGUGACGCUUGGAAAUGCGACCUUUACGUUCAGUGAAGAUGCUGGAACCAUAGAGAUACCGGUGUUGCGCCAGGGAAGCGACCUGUCCUCUGUGACGUCUGUGUGGUGCGCUACCAGACCUCUGGACCCGCCGUCGGCCAUCCCAGGAGUCGACUACAUCCCCAGCUCCAAGAAGGUGGAGUUCAAACCUGGAAAAACUGAGGAGACCUGCAGUUUGACCAUCAUGGACGACAUUCAGAACCCGUCCAUCGAAGGUCCGGAGUCCUUCGUUAUCUUCCUCAGUUCUCCGCAGGGGGCGGUCCUUCAGGAACCCUACGAAGCCGACAUCGUCAUCACCGACACCUUCCAGGACAUUCCUACCAUGCAGUUUGGCAAAACCUCCUACACCGUGAAGGAGAAGGACACCGUCCUCCAUGUCCCCAUCAUCCGGACCGGAGACCUGUCCUUCAAGUCGUCGGUGCGGUGUUUCACUCGGACCAUGUCUGCCAUGGUGAUGGAUGACUUUGUGGAGAGGAGGAACGCUGACGAAUCCCGAAUCACUUUCCUCAAAGGAGAGAAGGUGAAGAACUGCACGGCUCACAUCAACGACGACUCCGUCUUCGAGCCUGAGGAGGAAUUCCAGCUCCAUCUUGGAACGCCGCAGGGCGACCACUGGAGCGGGGCGAUGAUUGGAGCCAGUGACAUCGUGACGAUCACCAUCACCAAUGAUGAGGAUGCUCCCACCAUCGAGUUUGAACAGGCGUCCUACCAGGUCAGAGAGCCGCCCGGCCCAGACGGCGUCGAGGCGCUCAACAUCAAGGUGAUCCGCCAUGGAGACCUGGACCGAACGUCCAAGAUCCGCUGCAGCACCAGGGACGGAUCGGCCCAGUCUGGAGUGGACUACAAUCCCAACAGUCGGGUCCUGAAGUUCACGCCUGGAACGGACCACAUCAUGUUCAAGGUGGAGAUUCUGUCUAAUGAAGACCGAGAGUGGCAUGAAUCCUUCUCCCUGGUGCUUGGUCCUGAUGAUCCGGUGGAGGCCGUGCUGGGUGAAAUCACCACGGCGACGGUGACGAUUCUGGACCAAGAGGCUGCAGGGAGCCUCAUCCUCCCCGCCCCACCUAUAGUGGUUUCAGUGGCCGACUACAAUCACGUUCAGGAGGUGACCAAAGAAGGCAGCAAGAAAACUCCCUCCCCUGGCUACCCUCUGGUCUGCGUGACCCCCUGCGACCCCCACUACCCGAAGUUCUCCGUGAUGAAGGAGCACUGUGAGGAGGCGGGAAUCAACCAGACACAGGUUCACUUCUCCUGGGAGGUGGCGGCUCCCACCGACUCUAGCGGAGCGCGCUCCCCGUUUGAGACGGUGACAGACACAACGCCGUACACCAGCGUCAACCACAAGGUUCUGGACAGCAUUUACUUCAGCCGUCGCUUCCACGUCCGCUGUGUGGCUCAGGCCCGGGAUAAAGCCGGCCACCUGGGAACGCCGCUGCGGAGCAACAUCAUCACCAUCGGCACGGACGGCUCCAUCUGCCACACCCCCGUUACCACGGGAACCGCCAGAGGCUUCCAGGCCCAGUCCUUCAUCGCCACGCUUAAAUACCUGGAUGUGAAGCACAAAGAGCACCCCAACCGCAUCCACAUCUCGGUGCAGAUCCCACAUCAGGACGGCAUGCUGCCGCUGGUGUCCACCAUGCCGCUGCACAACCUGCACUUCCUGCUGUCAGAGUCGAUCUACAGGCAGCAGCACGUCUGCUCCAACCUGGUCACCAUCGGAGAGCUGCAGGGCAUUUCUGAGUCUGGCUUCCUGGAUGACGUUUCCUACGACAGCAUCUCUCUUGGUCCAGGCUACGACCGCCCCUACCAGUUUAACCCCAACGUACGGGAGGCCAAGAGCAUCCAGCUCUACAAGCACCUGAACCUGAAGAGCUGCAUCUGGACCUUUGACGCCUACUACGACAUGACCGAGCUCAUCGACGUCUGCGGCGGCUCCGUCACCGCUGAUUUCCAGGUUCGGGACUCGGCUCAGUCCUUCCUGACUGUGCAGGUUCCUCUCUACGUCUCCUACAUCUACGUGACGGCGCCCAGAGGCUGGGCCUCUCUGGAGCAUCACACCGAGAUGGAGUUCUCCUUCUUCUACGACACGGUGCUCUGGAGGACAGGGAUCCAGACUGACAGCGUCCUUUCAGCCAGACUGCAGAUCAUCAGGAUCUUCAUCAGAGAGGACGGCCGGCUUGUGAUCGAGUUCAAAACUCACGCCAAAUUCAGAGGUCAGUUUGUUCUGGAUCACCACACUCUGCCGGGUCACAAAUCUCGCCUGAUGGCCCCCGACCACCUGGGGGGCAUCGAGUUCGACAUGCAGCUUCUGUGGAGCGCACAGACCUUCGACUCGCCGUAUCAGCUGUGGAGGGCCACCAGCUCCUACAGCAGGAAGGACUACUCUGGGGAGUACACCGUCUUCUUGAUCCCGUGCACUGUUCAGCCGACCCAGCCCUGGAUCGACCCGGGAGAUAAACCUCUGUCCUGCACGGCUCACGCUCCAGAGAAGUUCCUCGUUCCGAUCGCCUUCCAGCAGACCAACCGGCCCGUUCCGGUUGUUUACUCCCUCAACACGGAGUUCCAGCUGUGCAACAACGAGAAGGUUUUCCUGCUGGAUCCAGCCUCCGCCGACGUCUCCAUGGCUGAGAUGGAUUACAAGGGAGCCUUCUCCAUGGGCCAGACUCUGUACGGCAGAGUGCUGUGGAACCCGGAGCAGAACCUGAACGCAGCAUACAGGCUGCAGCUGGAGAAGGUCUACCUGUGCACGGGGCGGGAUGGCUACGUUCCCUUCUUCGAUCCCACUGGGACCCUGUACAAUGAGGGGCCGCAGUACGGCUGCAUCCAACCCAACAAACAUCUCAAACAUCGCUUCCUGCUGCUGGAUCGUAAACAGCCGGACGUAUGCCACAAGUUUUUUCACGACGUUCCGUUCGAGGCAGAUUUUGCCUCCGACGUCCCAGAGCUGCAGGCCAUGGCAGCCAUGCCGGGCGUCGACGGCUUCACCAUGAAGGUGGACGCUCUUUACAAGGUGGAGGCGGGCCACCAGUGGUACCUGCAGGUGAUCUACGUCAUCGGCCCAGAGUCGCGCUCCAGCCCCAGGAUUCAGCGCUCGUUGACGUAUCAGGUGAGCCGCUCCAAACGCGACCUGGUGGACCGCAGCGGGCGCCUGACGCUCGACGAGUCGCUCAUCUACGACAACGAGGGCGACCAGGUGAAGAACGGCACCAACAUGAAGUCGCUGCGCCUGGAGGCCGGCCCGUCCGCCACCUUCAACGCCCACGUGGGCAGCUCCAUGGGCGGGGGCGUGGCCGCCAUCACCCUGCUGGUCCUGGCGCUGCUGGCUUCCUGCUUCCUGUUCCGCCGCUGCAGGCGGUCGGCCAAGAAGGCGACGAAGACGCCGAAGGCCUACGAAGAGUAUCCGCUCAACACCAAGGUGGAGGUGUGCAUGGACAAGUGCGUGGAGAAGAACUUCGGCACGAAGCACUGCACCGUUAGGAACGUCAACAUCAACCGCAACCAGGAGCCGAACGGCAAAGUGAAGCAGGUCAACCUGGAGGUCAAAAUCCACAACAACCUCGGCGACGGCACCGAGGUCUGAGACACUCGCUGCGUUUCCGUUAGCUUCUUUUCUGUCACAUGUGAGCAAAACUUUGUCAGUAUUCCACUUAUACUGAAAAGACACAACUACGCAGUUGCAGUGUUUCCGCUAAAUAUGAAACGCAAUUAAAGUCACACGAGAAUAAGUUUCUUUACGAGACAAGUCAU
This is a messenger RNA of Poecilia latipinna (sailfin molly), 12793 nucleotides long. RefSeq names its product Fraser extracellular matrix complex subunit 1 (gene fras1). The coding region runs from base 630 to 12626 and encodes 3998 amino acids. Gene Ontology annotation, biological process: cell communication; anatomical structure morphogenesis. Gene Ontology annotation, cellular component: membrane. Lineage: Eukaryota; Metazoa; Chordata; Actinopteri; Cyprinodontiformes; Poeciliidae. The transcript is spliced from 73 exons. Gene Ontology annotation, molecular function: protein binding. The record is from RefSeq and is a predicted model, not a curated record.